CACCGAAUUCCUCCCAAUGACAAGCAUUUAAUUUUUAUCAAAAGGGCCGGUUUGUACUUCGUACAAAAGCGCUAAAUCAUCGCUACAAUCUCGUUUAACCUUGUACUCUCCUAUCACAACAAACGGUAUAAAUAAACAUCAAAUGCCGUCAUCACCCAUUAAACGUGCGAUUUCCGGGGGCGUAAACAUGGUCAAAGCCAGGCGAUACAUUUUCGAAAAGCAGUUCGAAGGCCUGCCCAAAUCAACCGACCUGAGGCUAGUUGAAGAGGAGCUGCCGCCAAUCAAGGAUGGAGAGUUUUUGGCGGAAGCCGUUUAUUUGAGCGUAGACCCGUACAUGAGGGCCUACGCCCCUCGCUUGUCUCUUGGCCGGACUUUCAUUGGAUCACAAGUGGCAAAGAUAAUUGAGAGCAAAAAUGACAAAUUCCCAGUCGGGAAGUACGUGGUUGGGGAAUUUGGCUGGCGAACUCAUUCCAUCUCUGACGGAAGGCCGCUGGAAGUCGGGAGACCUGGGGCUUGGCUCGCUCCGGAGCUGGAGGGACUGCCCUUGUCCUACACGCUGGGGAUUUUGGGAAUGCCCGGAAACACGGCCUAUUUCGGCUUUUUGGAGCUGUGCAAGCCCAAAUCCGGCGAAACGGUGGCGGUGACAGGCGCCGCCGGUGCCGUGGGCAGCAUCGUGGGCCAAAUCGCCAAAAUCAAGGGUUGCACAGUGAUCGGAAUCGCCGGUUCGGACGAAAAGGGCAAAUGGCUCGUAAACGAGCUGAAAUUCGACCACUUCAUCAACUACAAAGACCCCGACUUUGAGAAAAAACUGGCACAAGCGGCCCCCAAAGGCAUCGACUGUUACUUUGAUAACGUGGGCGGCCAGAUCAGCACCACCAUUAUGAACAAGAUGAACCUCUUCGGGAGGGUGGCAGUUUGUGGCGCCAUUUCGGGCUACAACGACAAAAGUGCGGCGAGGGCCGACCCCGUCCAGUUCCCUCUGGUGUUCAGCCAGCUGAAGAUGGAGGGGUUUGUCGUCCACCGAUGGGCCGAUCGGUGGUUUGAAGGGAUUUUGCAAAAUAAAAAGUGGAUCAAAGAGGGGAAGUUGCGGUACAAGGAGACGGUGACUGAAGGGUUCGAGAACAUGUUCAAGGCGUUCGUGGAUAUGCUGCAAGGGGGAAACACCGGGAAAGCCAUUGUUAAAGUUUAGUCUCUUAUUAUAAUUUUUUUGUAAAUAAAACACUGUUAAAACGU
This is a messenger RNA of Tribolium castaneum (red flour beetle), 1233 nucleotides long. RefSeq names its product prostaglandin reductase 1. Gene Ontology annotation, biological process: prostaglandin metabolic process. Gene Ontology annotation, molecular function: 15-oxoprostaglandin 13-reductase [NAD(P)+] activity; 2-alkenal reductase [NAD(P)H] activity. The transcript has 4 exons. Lineage: Eukaryota; Metazoa; Arthropoda; Insecta; Coleoptera; Tenebrionidae. The record is from RefSeq and is a predicted model, not a curated record. The coding region runs from base 143 to 1189 and encodes 348 amino acids. Gene Ontology annotation, cellular component: cytoplasm.